AUGGAGUUUGCAUCAAGGUCUGAAUUUUCAAUUUGGACCAAAACACUUUUGUUUGCCAUGAUUAACGUUUUGGCUUUCUUUGGGAAUCUUCUCACUUGUUAUGUCGUGUACAGAAACCGAAGGCUCCGCACGAUUCCCAACAUGUUCGUAAUAGCACUGGCUGUGAGCGAUAUUCUGAUUUCCUCGUGCUGCAUGCCUUUUACUGUUGCAACUCUUUUCCACGGUCGAUGGAUCUUUGGUGAAACGUUUUGUCGAAUUAAUGGUUUCGCAGUUCUCACGUUUGCGGUGGCCUCAAUUCAUUGCAUGGGAGUCAUUGCAAUCAGCCGAUAUUUCUGCGUUGUAAAACCAGAAAGGUACUUGGUGUUGUUUAAGAAGGAAAAAAUUUGUCUGUACAUUGCUUGUGCGUGGUUCGCAGCUCUCGUUGGAUCUGUGCCUCCCCUUUUCUUUGAGAGAGGUGGAUUUGAAUUCAAGCUGGGGAAAGGGAUGUGUUUGUACACUUUCGAAAGCGACAUUGGUUAUACAUUGUUUUUAGGAUUUGUUAGCAUCACAGCCCCCUUAACACUCAUAACCAUCUGCUAUGCAAAGGUGUUCCGUGCAGUUUCAAGAUCAAAUCGUGUUUUCUCGGAAGAAAGCGAUUUUCCCCGCUUGCGAGCGAAUGUUGAAGAAGCCAAAGUGACCAAGACUUUAUUAGCAGUUCUGGUCGGUUUUGUGUCUUGCUGGCUGCCAAUUUUUGUAAUUGACACCACUGAUGCCAUGCGUGGGGACGACACCUGGCCGCGGGGGGUGUACAUUUCUUACGCGUUCCUGCUUUACACGAGUAGCACCAUCAACCCAGUUAUAUAUGGCGUCAUGAAUAAGCAAUUGGGGCGAGAAUACAAGGAUAUCUUUAGCAAGAUUCUUCGUUUCCGGCACCAAAAUAUUAUGGAGACUGAGACUGAGACUGAAGCAAGAUUUACCGCUCGACGAGAAGGCUGGUCUACUUGAAUAUUCAGAAACAAUGAGGCACUUAACAGAGGAGAAAGAUAAAAGCUAGUCGUUAACGAGAGGAAAAGCCUUGUGUCUUUGUGGUGACACAAUGCGUUAACGCUCUCUGAUCAUUAAGUUUCGAUCUGUUUCAAGAAUAACACAAGAAAUAUUAUUUUAACAACCCUCUUCUGGCUUUCUUUACUAACGCACAACUGAUGUUCUCAUCAGCUGAGAUCACAAGUGGCUCAUGAUGAAGUAUUUACUGAAGCUCAAUAACAUUCUUAACAAACUUCACCACCUGAUGGCUUGCAUUUUAUGUUUUCCUCGUUUGGGUUUACCGACCUACUCAGGGCUAUGAUCAAUCGCUUUUUCAAAUAUUUAAUUUUAUGGUAGAACCAAGAAAAAAAAUACAAGAUCUUUUAUUUAUCGGCGGUAAAGAUUCCGUUUUCCACCGGCUUGAGAGAUUGACAUGUACUUACCCUACUUUCUUUGCGUAUUUGAAUGAAGUCUGGCCACUGAACCACUCUAGUUGUAAUUAUCUCUCGUAAGACAGAUGGAUGGCUAGCUAAA
Molecule: messenger RNA, 1536 nt
Organism: Pocillopora damicornis (cauliflower coral)
Lineage: Eukaryota; Metazoa; Cnidaria; Anthozoa; Scleractinia; Pocilloporidae
Product: melatonin receptor type 1B
Biological process (GO): G protein-coupled receptor signaling pathway
Cellular component (GO): membrane
Molecular function (GO): G protein-coupled receptor activity
Source: RefSeq, a predicted model, not a curated record